Knipowitschia caucasica is the source of this 1290-nucleotide messenger RNA. NCBI's taxonomy places the organism in Eukaryota, Metazoa, Chordata, Actinopteri, Gobiiformes, Gobiidae. The record is from the annotation of a GenBank genome assembly.
AUGGACUCCCCCAUCACCUCUGUGGAGUCCUUCCGUUUCCUGGGCACCACCAUCACCCAGGACCUCAAGUGGGAGCCGACCAUCAGCUCCCUCAUCAAGAAGGCCCAGCAGAGGAUGUACUUCCUGCGGCAGCUCAGGAAAGCCAAGUUGCCUGCACAGAUGUUGGUGCAGUUCUACACGGCCAUCAUCGAGUCCAUCCUCACCUCCUCCAGCUCUGGAAGGAAAGUCCGAAAAGAGCCAGACUCCUCCGCAUCCUCCCACAAGCCGCCUACAGACGGCGACGCCCCAGAGAGAGCGGGCCAGGCUCCUGAGCUAGAGGACAGCUUUUUCAACUGUGACUCCGCCUCGCUCUCCUCCUUCUCACUGGACACUCCGUCGUUGCCCAGGAAACCACGCUCUCAGGAAGACACAGACUCACUGGUGUCCAACUGCACCCUGGUCCCAGAGGCCAUCUACCUGCCCCCUGCUGGACACCGCCUGGUUUCGCACAGCGAAUGGGACAGUCUGCACGCACAGUUGUCAGAUUUACAAGCAGAGGUGACCCGGCUAGAGUCUGAGAAGGAGAAUCUGGAGCGAGACCUGGACACACAGACCAACCAAACACACAAACAGAUGUCAGCGUUACAAACUCAGGUCGAAACCUCCGAAAGCCUCCUGCAGGAUUUGCACAAGUCUUUCAGCCAGUCCCAGAGCGCGGUUCAGAGUCGGCUGGUAGAGCUGUCCCUGUCCCAGAGGAAGGUGCAGGUGAAGCUGUCCAGGCUGAAGGGGGGGGAGGUGGAGGAGGGUCCGGUGGAGGCCUCUGCUCUUGUCACAACACUACAGGGUGCUCACUGUGAGGAACGACUUCGAAUCGAGAUCGUCAAUUUGAAAGAGCAACUUGACGCACAGACUGAAGAAAAUGAGGUUUUAGAAGUACAGUUUUCCAGUCUGAAAACUGAGACUGAGAGGAUCCAGGCGCAGAAGGAGCAGUUCCAGGAUGAGUUGCUCUUGUGUCGCACUGAGCUGGAAGCCCUGCGGGUGGCGCUCUCACAUGUGCAGGGCAGUAACAAGAGCCUGGCUUCUGACAAGGCCACUCUCCAACAGCAGUGUCUGGAUCUCCGCAGUCAGGUGAUCAGCCUGCGCUCUCAGGUUGAUACCAGCCAGACUGUCCAGAGGGACUUUGUGCAGCUUUCCCAGGCUCUGCAGGUGAAGCUGGAGCUGAUCCGACAGGCCAAGUCUCUGGAGCAGGUCCGGGAGAUCAUGGAGGAUUCAGUCUCUGAAGAUCUGGAGAGAGUUGAAAAAGCCUUGUAG